CCGGCGGGCGCUGAGAUGGGAGGGGGCUGCAGGGUCUGUGCGAGGAACUAGGCCGCAUCAGCCUCAUGCGAGGCCCGUAGGCGUCCUGAGCAGCUCCUGAUGGCAAUGGGAGAUGUGGGGUAGAGGGCUGGUGGUUCGGGCUUGGCUUUUAGCUCUGGGCUGCCGCUGUUUGUCCUGAUGGCAACGCAUCUCUGGUGUGAGGGGCUGAAUGUGGGGCAGGUGGUGCCCUGAGCCUGGGGCUGGGCCGGGGCAGCCUCUAAUAGAGCCCAGGGCAGGGUUAGUGAUAAAGCCCAGUGUUAGUGAUAGGGCCCAGGGCAGCAGGGCGCUCCCUGGAGCCGGGCUGAUUGCACGGGGUGGCUCUGCCGGUUCCUGUUGUUGGAACUGCCCUGGCCCAGGGGCUCUAUGGGAUGGGAUGGGCUGGGAGCCAGAACGCAGCCGUGCUGCUGCCAUCUGCCGCCUGGCAGAGAUGGGGGCUGCACCAGGGAGGAUCCAUAUGGAGGGGCUGUUUGGGUUGGAUCACUCACGGCACCCCUUCGCUUUCCCCACACCGUCAUUCUCCUCCCAUUCCCCGUGGCCUGGGAUCGCUCCGAACCUGCUCUGGUUUAGGGCCAGGCUGCAUUGCGCUCCGCCCCAGCAGCAGCACGCAGCGGACGCCGGGAGGGGGCUGUUCCCGAUGUGCUGAGCUGAUCCAUGCCGUGCAGAGCUGCUGUCCCGUGUGUCCCAACCCCGAGGGCCGUUGUCCCGAUGCGUCCCAGCGUGGUGUCAGCGUGGUUCGGAGCCGUGCUGGUGCUGCUGUGCACGAUGCCGGGUCCUGGUUGGGCUGAAUCACAGCCUUUUCCUUUCCGAGACCCAACGCUGCCCUGGCACCGCCGCCUGGAGGAUCUGCUGGGCCGGCUGACCCCCGCCGAGAUGGUGCUGCAGAUGGCGAGAGGGGGAGCCCUGGGGAACGGCCCCGCUCCCCCCAUCCCACGGCUGGGCAUCGGGCCCUACAACUGGAACACCGAGUGCCUGCGGGGCGAUGCGGAGGCGCCCGGGUGGGCCACAGCUUUCCCCCAAGCUCUGGGGUUGGCCGCUGCCUUCAGCCCUGAGCUCGUGUACCGAGUGGCCAACGCCACGGCCACCGAAGUGCGUGCCAAGCACAACUCCUUCAUUGCUGCCGGCCGCUACGAUGACCAUACGGGGCUCAGCUGCUUCAGUCCUGUGCUCAACAUCAUGAGGCACCCGCUGUGGGGCAGGAACCAGGAGACAUAUGGGGAGGACCCAUACCUGACAGCAGAGCUGGCCAGGAGCUUCGUGCUGGGGCUGCAGGGUCAGCACCCCCGCUACAUCAAGGCUAGUGCUGGCUGCAAGCACUUCAGUGUUCACGGUGGCCCUGAGAACAUCCCUGUCUCCAGGCUCAGCUUUGAUGCCAAGGUGCUGGAGCGGGACUGGCGCACCACCUUCCUGCCCCAGUUCCAGGCGUGUGUGCGUGCUGGGUCCUACAGCUUCAUGUGCAGCUACAACAGGAUCAAUGGUGUCCCUGCCUGUGCCAACAAGAAGCUGCUGAUAGACAUCCUGCGGGACGAGUGGGGCUUCGAGGGCUACGUGGUGAGCGAUGAAGGGGCUGUGGAGCUCAUCCUGCUGGGGCACCGUUACACACACACCUUCCUGGAGACGGCCAUUGCAUCGGUGAAUGCCGGCCUCAACCUGGAGCUGUCCUACGGCAUGAAGAAGAACGUCUUCAUGCACAUCCCUGAGGCCUUGGCCAUGGGCAACAUCACUCUGGAGACGCUGCGUGACCGUGUGAGGCCCCUCUUCUACACACGGCUGCGGCUGGGGGAGUUCGACCCCCCGGCCAUGAACCCCUACAGCAGCCUGGAGCUGAGCGUGGUGCAGAGCCCUGAGCACCGCAGCCUCGCUCUGGAGGCAGCCAUCAAGAGCUUCGUGCUGCUGAAGAACCAGCGGGACACGCUGCCGCUCCGUGAGCUGCACGGCAAGCGCCUGGCGGUGGUGGGUCCCUUUGCAGACAACCCCCGUGUGCUGUUUGGGGACUACGCACCGGUGCCAGAGCCACAGUAUAUCUACACACCACGGAGGGGGCUGCAAACACUGCCAGCCAAUGUCAGCUUUGCCGCUGGCUGCCAGGAGCCACAGUGCAGGGUAUACACACGGGAUGAGGUGGAGGAUGCGGUGCGGGGAGCUGAUGUGGUGCUGGUUUGCCUGGGGACGGGGAUAGAUGUGGAGACGGAGGGGAGGGACCGCAAGGACCUGUCCCUGCCUGGACACCAGCUGCAGCUGCUGCAGGAUGCUGUGCGUGCAGCUGCUGGGCACCCCGUCAUCCUGCUGCUGUUCAACGCGGGGCCUCUGGAUGUGAGCUGGGCGCAGGCACAUGAUGGUGUGGGGGCCAUCCUGGCUUGCUUCUUCCCUGCCCAGGCCACUGGCCUGGCCAUCGCCAGCGUCCUGCUGGGUGAGCAGGGGGCCAGCCCUGCAGGCAGGCUGCCAGCCACGUGGCCUGCAGGCAUGCACCAGGUGCCCUCAAUGGAGAACUACACCAUGGAAGGUCGGACGUACCGCUACUAUGGGCAGGAGGCCCCUCUCUACCCCUUUGGGUACGGGCUGUCCUACACCACCUUCCACUACCAGGACCUGGUGCUGAGCCCCCCAGUGCUGCCCAUCUGCGCCAACCUCACCGUGUCGGUGGUGCUGGAGAACACGGGGCCGCGUGACAGCGAGGAGGUGGUGCAGCUGUACCUGCGUUGGGAGCAGCCAUCUGUGCCGGUGCCACGCUGGCAGCUGGUGGCUUUCCGCCGCGUGGCCGUACAGGCUGGUGGUGCCACCAAACUGUCCUUUGUGGUGCUGGCUGCCCAGCGUGCCGUCUGGAUGCAGCAAUGGCAGCUGGAGCCCGGAGCCUUCACACUCUUUGCUGGCGGGCAGCAGCCAGAGCAGAAGAUACGGGUGCCCUCAGAGGUGUUGAGCGCAAAGUUCAGUGUCACUGGGGCUGCCCGGGCGCUGCACAGCUGCUAGAGGUGGGGAUGGGGCCUGGGGUGUGGGGAGCUGGAGGGAAGGAUGAGGUGCAGUGGCUGUGCAGGACAUGGGGAGCACAGUAUAAAUGGAAUAAAGCACCCUCUGCUCUCCAG
This is a messenger RNA of Coturnix japonica (Japanese quail), 3116 nucleotides long. RefSeq lists its product as uncharacterized. The record is from RefSeq and is a predicted model, not a curated record. Gene Ontology annotation, molecular function: xylan 1,4-beta-xylosidase activity; alpha-L-arabinofuranosidase activity. NCBI's taxonomy places the organism in Eukaryota, Metazoa, Chordata, Aves, Galliformes, Phasianidae. Gene Ontology annotation, biological process: arabinan catabolic process; xylan catabolic process.